Messenger RNA from Patiria miniata (bat star), 3669 nucleotides. Its product is annotated as major vault protein-like. The record is from RefSeq and is a predicted model, not a curated record. Gene Ontology annotation, cellular component: cytoplasm; nucleus. Bases 150 to 2735 code for a protein of 861 amino acids. The transcript is spliced from 25 exons. NCBI's taxonomy places the organism in Eukaryota, Metazoa, Echinodermata, Asteroidea, Valvatida, Asterinidae.
CGUAGAAUGACAAGUGCAGCAGUUUCCGGAUAUUAUGACCGAACAACUUUUUCCUAAGUUGGGGGCAGAAAACUUCGACCAGUACUAAAGUCACUACAGUAUUUCUUGUCCGUAUAUGUAAACCGCACAGUGCUGUUGGACGUGUAGAAAUGGCAGGAGUUGUAAACAUUGGACCGGUCGAGUUUGUCCACAUUUUAGACGUGGGAACCAACAUAACUCGUCUGGAAGUGGGUCCACAAAGACUGAUGUGUUUAAACAAUGAAAAGUUGGAGGCUGGUCCUAUCCCAUGUGUCAUUGUUCCACCGGGUCAUUACUGCAGAAUCAAGGAUCCUAUGAGCCAUUAUGAGAAAGGCCAGCAGUGUGAGUUGAAGCACGGACAGGUGGAGAUUCGCUUCCAUCAGGAUCCAUUUCCUCUUUAUCCGGGAGAAAUCAUAGAAGGUGCUGAAGAUUUGCAGGCCUUUUCAACACGAGGCUAUAAAAAGGCCAUUCAUCACUUACCAGUCGUCAAAGUCAAUCAAGCCAUUCAAUUGAAAGCCGUGCUUGAUCAUGAGGUUGAUGGAGUACAACGACUUGCCGGUGACCUCUGGCAACUGGAAGGACCUUUGACCUAUAAACCUACUGCUGAAGCUGAGAUUGUUGGAUGGGUUAACCCUGCCGUCAUUGGUCAAGGUCAGGCCCUUCACCUCAAAGCAAAACAAGGAUUUACUGAUAAAGAUGGAGUUACUCAUGUGAGUGGUGAGGAGUGGUUGGUCAGAAAAGAAGGAGCUUAUCUACCUGGAGUCUAUGAAGAGGUGGUACAAUUGGUGUCUGCCUACAUCCUCAAGCAAGAUGUUGCCCUCCAUCUUCUUGCUGAGCACAGUUGUCGAGAUGCUCUCGGCAAGCAGCGACAGGCUGGAGAGGAAUGGUUGGUGACUGUUGACGACACUGAAAUGUACAUCCCUGAAAUAGGAGAGAAAGCAGUGCAACCCAUUAAGAAGAUAGUACUUGAGAAGGGUCAAUAUUGCACUGUGUGUAAUUCAGUCAAUGCAGAUGGCAGGGCCCAGUUGGGAUGUGAGGAACUCCGCAAGGGUCAUACCAGCUUCUUCCUUCAUCCAGGUGAACUCAUCAAGGAUGGAAUUAAAGAACAGUUUGUGAUGGCUGAAGACCAGGCUAUCGUACUGCAGGCUAGCAGUGCGUUUAAAGAUGAUUCUGUGCCUGGUGGGCCAGUGAAGCGUACCCCAGGAGAUCUUUGGAUGAUCAAGGGACCAAUCAGCUACAUUCCACCUGUUCAAGUACAUGUAGUUGAUCAGGGAAAUGGGGCCUUAGUCAGGCGUGCCAUACCUCUUGAUGAUAUGGAAGGAAUAUAUGUCCGCAACUUGAAAACAGGGGAGGUCCGUGCUGUGAUGGGUCCUGAUUCAUACCUGCUGACAGAACAUGAACAGUUGUGGGAAAAGGAACUGCCACCAUUGGUUCUAACAAUUCUCCAGAAUGGAGGAGGCCAUGGAGCAGGUGAUAUCAGAAAGCUAGCUUACUUUGAAUCAUCAAUGGAUGCUGACUAUGCACCAGGCAAGAUCCGAGAUAAAACCAGAGUGGUGAGAUACCGUUGCCCUGGAAACACAGCUGUGCAGGUUUACAAGUACCAGGAGAAGACAGCCCGGGUGGUGUUUGGCCCUGACAUGGUCAUCCUUGGACCUCAAGAGGAUUUUAAUGUCCUCAGCUUGAGUGCUGGUAAACCUAAGGUAGAGAAUGCUCUGCAGACCAUCUGCCUCAUGUUGGGACCUGAUUACAUCACUGACAUCCUAGAGGUUGAGACAUCGGACCAUGCAAGACUGAGGGUUCGGAUUGCUUUCAACAACUACUUUGAGUUUGAAGGUGGCAAUGAACAAUCAGAGAAAUCCAUCUUUUCUGUUCCUGAUUUCAUUGGAUUUGCUUGCCGGCAAGUAGGUAGUCGCAUUCGUGGAGCAGUUUCCAGAGUUCGUUUUGAUGAGUUUCAUCGUCAUUCUAACAAACUUCUACAAGGUGCUGUCUUCGGCUUUGAUGCUGAUGGAAAUAUCAAAAACAGACUGAAAUUCAAAGCUAACAAACUGGUGAUAAGCAACGUUGACAUUCAAGGCAUAGAACCUGUGGAUCUCACCAUGAGAGACAGUUUGAUCAAAUCUGUGCAGAUGGCUAUUGAAAUAUCAACCAAGUCAAUUGAGAGAGCUGCAGCCCAUGACGCUGCCAGGAAGGAACAAGAAUCUCGAGGUUUAAUAGAUCGACAGAAACUCCUGAAUGAGAAAGAAGCAGAACAGCAGAGAGCCAAGCUGUUUGAGUUACAGGCAGAAGCUGCGGCGAUUGAGUCAACAGGGCAAGCUAAAGCUGAAGCACAGGCCCGUGCUGAAUCUCUCCUCAUUGAAUGUCACAGCGCUAUUGACUCAGCUCGACUCAAAGCCCAAGCUGACGAGGUCAUUCAUGAAUCGGAGCUGCAGUCUCGGAAUCUACUUCGUAUGUCAGAACUUGGCUACAAACGGCGACUGAAUGAGACAGAGAUUAAUAAAGCCGAUGAACUCUGUGGUAUCGAGGCAUCUCGGUUUGACGCCAUGGUGAAGGCUCUAGGAGCAAGUACCAUCGCAGCUAUCGCAAGCGCUGGACCCAAACUUCAGGCGGAGCUUCUGGAGAGUCUUGGGAUUGAGUCAACACUCAUCAUGAGCGGUGAUAAUCCUAUCAACCUGUUUAAGACGGCUAAAGGAAUGGUUCCAAGUGCAGGGAACCUGUGAAAAUAUUAGCAAAUCCUGAUAAUAAACUAAUGUGCAUAUAUUCAUCAGCUGACUUCUUUUCAAAUGAUUUUCCCAAUGAGUAACACAAAAUAUCAUACCUCAUAGGUAAGGUAUUUGCAUACUAUCUUUUAUGAACUGAUUGUGUGAAAAUAAGACUUUUCACUGAAAUUUAUGAAUGGCAGAGAAUGUGGGAUGUACAUUGCUUGUCGUGCUGCAUUCUUCUUGUUUUUUGUUUCAAGUUAUUUUUGGCCAACAGAUUUUCUUUUUUGUCACAUAUAGCUUAAAAGUUGUUUUCUUUUUAUUGUCUGCCAGUUGAAAUCAGAUAAGCAGACAGUGGAAGCCAUGUUGAGAUAAUUGGAGCAUUUCACAAUUUUCCUGGAUUAAAUUUUGCUUUAGUUUUUGCAACAAAAUUUCACAAAAAUAACUGCCAGUUCAGGUACCUAAAAUUACUCCUGAACCAUUGUGAUAUUGUGCCUUAGUGGAUAUAUGUGUGUGUAUCAUUGAAAGUUGAUCUGUACAGGUCAUGACUGAUUUCCAAGUAACGAGUAUGAAUAAUGUAACCAGUUAACCAAGUACUAAAAGCAAUAUUCAUAUCUACACAGGUCAAGUUAAAUUGCAAGGAGAACAAUACCUAGAAAGUUGAAUAGUCAGUGAAAGAUUUUGUUUUCUAGAAAUAAUGCAAUACACUGGAUGGAAUCAUGAAUGUCUUUGUCAAUUUUAAUUGAUAGGUAUUUCAUACUUGAGAGAUUUAUUUGUAAAGUUACAUGUAUUUAGAUUUUGUCUCAUAGAUAUUUUUUCUAUAUAACAGAAUAAUGAUGUGUCUUUGAAAAUUACAACAAAGGAUGAUGAUUUAAAAGAAAGGAGAAUGUUUUUCCUAAUCCGACUUUACUUAUUAAAAGAAUGUAACGUCUUGAAUAAGCCGAGAUUAUGUAAA